UGCUGCAGCGUCUGUACCGCUACGCUUCCUCCUGGACGUCUACAUUCACACACAUCAGCCGGUUUCAUAAAAAUAACUUCUUCCCGCACAUAUUACAUUCCUUAUUUGUUUAUUUACCAACGGUGGAUUUAGCAGUUCAUAAUAUCUUAAAUGGAGACCUCUGGCAACACGAAUAAGAAGCAGAAACUAAGCAAUGCACCCGAGAGCUGGGGAAAGCAACGAGCUACAAAUGUGACCUAUCAAGCCCAUCAUGUGAGCAGAAACAAGCGUGGGCAGGUAGUGGGAACCAGAGGAGGCUUCAGAGGCUGCACUGUGUGGCUUUCAGGUUUGUCCGGCGCGGGGAAGACGACAGUCAGCAUGGCGCUCGAGGAGUACCUGGUGUGUCACGGCAUCCCCUGCUACACGCUGGAUGGAGAUAACAUCAGACAAGGCCUCAACAAGAACCUGGGUUUCAGCCCUGAAGACCGCGAGGAGAACAUUCGCCGUAUCGCCGAGGUGGCCAAACUCUUCGCCGAUGCUGGACUCGUGUGUAUCGCCAGCUUCAUUUCCCCGUACAGCAGGGACCGUCUGAAUGCCAGAAAGAUCCAUGAAGCCGCCGGCCUGCCGUUCUUUGAGGUGUUUGUGGAUGCUCCUCUGGACGUGUGCGAGCAGAGAGAUGUCAAAGGUCUCUAUAAGAGGGCUAGAGCUGGAGAAAUCAGAGGCUUUACAGGAAUAGACUCUGAGUAUGAGAAGCCAGAGGCUCCAGAACUGGUGCUGAAGACCGAUUCAUGCAGUGUGAACGAGUGCAUCCAACAACUCCUGGAUCUCCUGCAGGAAAGGGACAUUGUGCCUGUGGAUGCGUCCUAUGAGGUAAAAGAGCUCUACGUGCCGGAGAACAAACUGGACUUGGCCAAGGCCGACGCAGAGACUCUUCCAGCCGUAGAGAUCACAAAGGUGGACAUGCAGUGGGUCCAGGUGCUCGCCGAAGGCUGGGCCACUCCUCUGAAUGGUUUCAUGAGAGAGAGAGAGUUCCUUCAGUGUCUUCAUUUCAACUGUCUGCUGGAUGGUGGGGUUAUUAACCUGUCGGUGCCGGUGGUCCUGCCCGUCUCAAGUGCAGACAAGGAACGUCUGGACGGCAGCACAGCGUUCACGCUGCUCUACAACGGCCGGAGAGUCGCCAUCCUUCGCAACCCGGAGUUCUACGAGCAUCGCAAGGAAGAGCGUUGUGCCCGGCAGUGGGGUACCACUUGCAAAGAUCACCCGUACAUUAAGAUGGUGAUGGAGAGUGGAGACUGGCUGGUAGGAGGAGAUCUCCAGGUUCUGGAUCGGAUCUACUGGAACGACGGGCUAGAUAGUUACAGACUCACCCCAACUGAACUCAAGCAAAAGUUUAAAGAGAUGAACGCAGAUGCCGUCUUUGCCUUCCAAUUACGGAACCCAGUGCACAACGGCCACGCGCUGCUCAUGCAGGACACGCAGCGGCGUCUCAUCGAGCGCGGCUACCGCCGGCCCGUGCUGCUGCUGCACCCACUGGGCGGCUGGACCAAAGACGACGACGUGCCACUCGCCUGGCGCAUGAAACAGCAUGCCGCCGUGCUGGAGGAGGGGCUGCUCGACCCAAACUCCACCAUAGUGGCCAUCUUCCCCUCGCCAAUGAUGUACGCCGGGCCCACAGAGGUGCAGUGGCACUGCAGGGCCCGGAUGGUGGCUGGGGCCAACUUCUACAUAGUGGGCCGUGACCCGGCAGGAAUGCCUCACCCGGACACGGGUAAAGACCUCUAUGAGCCCUCCCACGGAGCCAAAGUCCUCACUAUGGCCCCUGGUCUCAUUUCUCUGGAGAUCGUGCCUUUCAAAGUGGCGGCCUACAAUAAAGUCAAGAAGGCUAUGGACUUUUAUGACCCCAAAAACCACCAGGACUAUGACUUCAUCUCAGGAACCCGCAUGAGAAGGAUGGCUCGCGACGGCCAGAACCCUCCAGAAGGCUUCAUGGCGCCCAAGGCCUGGUCUGUUCUCAAGGAGUAUUACCAGUCGAUGGAGAAGGCCUAAGUGGUUUUGCAGGUGUGUAGACGGGCGGAAACAUUUCUGUUACAGUGGGAGAAAAGGGGAGGAGACGAUUAAAAAACAAAAAACACAAUAAUGGAUCACUGGGACCACCCAAUGGACUGUUUUUGGACGUUACUUGCAAGAUGCACAUGUCGUUCCUCAUAAAAUCACUGUCAGGUUCAUGGCUCAGAGUCUUACGAGAGCAUUUUUAUAUGGUCUGUUUUAAAGUAUGAAUAAUGCGAGUUAACUUUGUGGAAGGUACCGAGAAAAUGAAUUCUUUAGUCUCUAUUUUUGUCCGUUCAAUUUUCUCCCAGUCCUAAAAAUGCCUGUUACUAUUGGAUAAUAGUAAUUGUAGGAUAAAAAGUGAUAUUUUCAAAUUGCUUCACUUGCCUUAAUAAUGACAUUUUGAUUGAAAUUGCUACAUUAAUGUUCAGGGUUUAAUAUACUUAUUCUCUUCCUAAAACAAUAUUUUCAAUAGAUUUUAUAACUUCACGUGGGGGAUGUCACAAUAUAACGGUAUUGACAAUAAUUGUGAUGUUAUUAAGCGUGAUUAUCAAUAUUGUUCCAUUUUGUUAUCAUUUAUUCACCCUCGUGUUAUUCAAAAUCUGUAUACUGUAUGAUUAUUUCCUCUUUGAAACGCAAAAGAACAUAUUUUGAGAAAUGUCUCAGUGGUUUCGUGUCCAUACAGUGGAAGUCAAUGGAGGGCAUUGUUGUUUGGUUACCAACAUUAUACAUCAUAAUAUCUUGUUUUGUUCUGCAAAACUGUCAUACAGGUUUGGAAAGACAUGAGGGUGAGUACAUUUUUGGGUAAACUAUUCCUUUAAGUGCUACAGUGGUUAUAAACUCUCUCUUCCUCCCUACACUGGUAUUACGAGUGAUAUUCAUUAAACAAAAACACAAAAUAAACAGAAUAAAUAUUGUAUUAUUUAUAAAAAAUGCAAAAAACACUGAUUGAUAUAAGGCCCUGUCGUGCAGGUAUUGAACCCGGAACAUUUCUGUAAGCCCAAAUCCAUGGCAGAAUGUGACUAUAAAUUAUUGUUUGGUUAUGUUGAAAACCAGAGGCAUUAUUUGUCGUAUAAUAUCAACAGAAAAAGUCCAGUAUUUUAUUCAGUUAUCCUAAAAUACGCGCUGUGACAACAGAAUAUCGUUCUACUGUUUUGAAAUAUGGGCAGUCGUUUCAAUAGGGUUGUUGUCUAGAAGGUCAAACAAACAUGUAAAUUGUACUGAAUUCAUUGCCGUUUCAAUAGUCCGUAACAUUUUUAUCCAGUGUUUAGAUAUUAUAUUGAUUGUUUCCUGUUUUUUCAUGCUUUGUCUUUGGUAUAGGUGACAUUUUAGUAUUAUUUAUUUUUUGUAGUUAUUGUGGUUAGACUAUCAUGUAGGUUGUCACAAUUUCAUAUUUAUUUUUAACAGUAUUGUCCUAACUUCAGUGUCUCUAAUAAACCAUUCCAUCGAAACAGGAAAGAAACGCCUAUAAAUCACUUUGAAUUGAAACUCUUGAUCAAAACUCUGUGCACAAAGCACAUCAAAGACAUGAGAACAUCUCCGAUUCGCGUCGCAAUCUGGAUUGUGUUUCUCAUAAUGUAAGUUUUCCUAGUUCAUCCGAAUGUGCGCAGCAGCCACGCAGGGUCGACUAACCGUACGUGCUGAAACCCAGCUGGCCUCCAGAUGCAGUAGCUCUGCUGUAAACGAGGAACACCUAUGGUUAAUCCUGACCCUUUUAGGAAUACCUCACCUUCUACUUUGAUUCUAGCACGGAGAUGAAACGUCCCAAUGUGCCAGCGGUCAUGUUUUUCACCCGUCAUGUCUGCCAGAUCUUGUUCGAUCUCUAGUCGUCGUCGAGUGGGGCUUUCAAAAUGAAUGAAUCGCACUUCAAUAUGAAGGUGACUUAAGUUUAAAAAUGAACAUUUGAUGGAGUGUAAGAUUUUGUUAUUUUGUAUCUGCUUCAGUGUUGGGUGUAACUAGUUACGAAGUAAUUAGUUACUGUAAUUUAAUUACUUUUCCCUUGAAAAAGUGGAGUAAGGGAUUACUCUUAUUUUUUCUGUAAUUUAAUUAGUUACUUUUGAUGCAAUUAAACUAAAUACUUUGUGUAAUAUAGUAUGUGUGUGCAAUAGUGGAAUUGACAUCAAAAUUCAAAGUCUAACUUUAAAAUCUGUACUUUAAUGUAUUAUUCUCACAUUUGUAAUACUUUGGUCAGUUAAUAAGAGUACUUUAUGUAGUUUAAUAUGAUUUAUUUGAAUGAAUUAAAAGAGAGUUUCAUGCCUAUCCUUGAAUCACUAACUAAUCAAGGUGGAUAUAGGGUAUAGAAAGUAAUAAGUAAUAAGUAACUAAAUACUUUUUGGAGAGAGUAAUUUGUACAGUAAUCUAAUUACACUAUUGAAUAUGUAAUUAGUAACUAGUAAUUAAUUACUUUUUGAGAGUAACUUACCCAACACUGAAUUCUGCUUUAAGUAAAAGAUUUAGUCUGAGCUCACCUGAUUAUUGGCUUCCUAAAAGGUUCCAUCUCAGUUGAAUAAAAACAUUUGUUGGUUGUAAAAGGUAAGAAAGAAACGCUUCUUUUAAGAACCUUUGAUUUAAAGGUUCUUUUGGGAACAAAAAUCGUUCUUGUACCCUGGCUGUAAAUCCUUUACAAAUAUCUAUUUUUAACCCUCUGGUUGUUUUGGGCUAAUACUCCACCCUGUCAAAAGAGACCCAAAACCUAAAAUCUAACUUUCAUUUCAGUAAAAUCAAUGUGAUGUUUUUGUUUAAUCAUAUUUUUCUUUGGAAUUUUAAUUUGAUUCAAAUUAUAUUCCCAUUCGUGUCCUAUUGCGGUCAGUAGUAACAAUGUGGCUUAAGACUUUUUAACCUUUUGGAAUAACAUCAACAUUUUUUUUGUGUCUAUUGCCAGUACAAUAAAAAUCAGUUUUGAAUUGCUCUGCUGUAAUAAUGAAUUUCAAAACAGGAAUUUUUCGGUCAAAAGUAAGCAAAGACUACCGGAGGGUUGAGAGUGCAUGCAUAGUAGAGAUAAAGGAGAUACUGGUGUUAAAUCUUAAAGAUUACUCCUAAAAAAUGAUUUAUUUAAUGACUAUUGAUUUAAUUAUUGACUUAAAAAAACAAGUACAGCUGCAUUUUGCGUGCAACCCAGGAAGUGACAUCAUUUGAUGGCAUGGCAGAAAGUAACUAAUCUCAUUCAAUCUUUUGUUUCUAAACAUGUCAUACAUGUCGUCAGUUUGACGAUUUACACCUUUUAAAGAAGUUAUGGGAAUAAAAGUCACACUAGCUAGCCGCUGGUAAUAGUGGAUAGUUUAACUUAGUUAACAUGUUUAACAAGUAGAAGUUCAUGUUUAUGUAACAAUCGUGUAAUAAAAUGUUUUUUUUGGAUGAGUUGAGUUUUAAGUCUGCUAAUGGAAUUUGCCUGAAGUAUGUCCAUUGUAACCGUGCAUUUGUAAACGUUUCUGCUGGCCACUAUAUUCACAUGCUCUGAGCAGGAUCUUUUAACACAGGCUUUAUUAAUAUCGACAUACAGAGAAGCCGCUCUCCGUAGCGCCUGGUUCUUGUCUUUGGCACUCUGAAGUCAGAUCCUCGGUCCGUCUGACCUUCUCUCCAGUGUUACAAAUGCAAACCACCAUAAAUGCAACAGGUCAUGCGGAAAUCAUUAAGAUCAGAUAAAGAUGGAUUUCGGAAGUGGCUUUGAAAGGUGAUCGAGAAGAAUUGUUGCGGUUCUGCUGUUAACCGUUGUUGAUGGAUGGUUUUACCAGGACUUUGGCUUAUCUCAAAGGAUUGACUCAUUAUGAGGAAUGUCAUUAUGAGAGUUCAUGUACUUUUAAUGUAGGCGAAGUGUAUAUACAGGUGCUAUUUCAAUUCUACAUUUUCUGCUUUUUUACGUGAUUGAAGUUUUAUACAUGUAUGAUACAUUAUAACAAUUGCUUUUCGUCCCAUCCCAGAUAUCUUCUUGACUGUAUCCAAUGAUUCAAAUCAUACACUGUCAUAGUUCCCAAUAAAUCAUAUGCGGUACAAGCUCCGUAACUAAUUGGUGUCACCAGUCCAUCAUGUGACAUCAUCUACCAUACCGGUAGGUUAAACUCUUAGAUGAACCCCAGACACAUUUUCUCUUUCAUUUCCCCUGCAUCUGCUUUUACUUCCACUUAAAGCCAUCCAUGACAAAAUCUGCGUCCCAUAAAAAGGACAAUGUACUGGUACACCUACGUAGACUUAACUCGGUUGCCAUAUCCCCUGUGGUUUGAGUUAAAGGUAUAGUUUACCCAAAAAUGAAAUUUCUGUCAUCAUUCAUUCGCCCUCAUUUCAUGUACGAGAUAUUUUGAGAAAUUUCUGAGUAGUUUUGUGGCCAUACAAUGGGACCCAAUGUUGUUCAAAUUAGGGAUGCACGAUAAAUUAUAUGAUAACAUUAUAAAUGACCAUCUAUCGUGCAUCCCUAAUUUGAACAACAUUGGGUCCCAUUGUACGGUAAUAAUAAAAUUUAGGCCGAUAGCUGAUCAAUUAUGAAUCAUUUCCUCUGGUUGAACAACUUCAGCUGCAUGCUGUGCUCACAGUUAAAAUCCAAUAUCAGUACUGUCUUUCUGUCAUGAUCAUUCACUUACUGCUAUUAGCAAAACAUUGUUGAUGUAGUAUGUAGAUAUUUAUGAAUGUGUAAAUUAUAGGAACAAAAGCGUAUUGUUUGAAUCAGAGUGCUGUCUGAAUGCUUUCUGUCUUGAGACCUGGGAUCUGGGUUGCUCUGGAAGAACAUCUUUAAUUUGUUUAUUAAAUAAUCAUUAUACCAUUCCAAAAGUUAAAGAAUCUUGAAUUAGUGUAAAGUAGGCUUGGUACAUGAUUUUCAGGUAAGAAAAAAAGAAUUUUCAGUCUCAGAAAAUGUUAUAUUAAAAUGUAGAUACUGUAUAUCGGCCAGUAUAUCGGCUUCCAACGUUCAAGAAUGAUCGGUUAUCGGUCAAAAUACAUAUCGGUGCAUUUCUAGUUCAAAUGUCAAAUGUCUUCUGUGUUCCUCAGAAGAAAAAGUCAAACAGGUUUGGAGUGACAUGAGGAUGAGUAAAUGAUCAAAUGUUUCAUUUUUAAGUGUCUUUCUUCGAGACUUCACAAACAUUUAGGAUCUGCGCUUUAAUCUGCUUUGAUCCAGUUUGACUACAGAUAUUAAAAUGUGAGAUAUAGAGCAUUACCUCAGAUGUGAGGGGUUUGAAAUAAAGAGAUCACUUGGAUAGAAGGAUAUCAUACAUCAAAUACUACAGCCUGGCAUGUUCACAUCAAAGAGACGCAUCUGUUUCAAGACAGUGUUCUGGUCCCUCAAAGCAGCAAUGAGAGGAGUUUGACAGUCAGCCCCUCCUUUCUUCCACAUCGUGUCCUCGCUCACCGUCUGAGCGUCUGCACACAAUGGCAAUGCUCCAACCUUAUGCCACCUAGCUGGGCAAGUAAAAGUUUAUCCUUUUUUUUUUCAAAAAUGUUUUUCCAAUUUCAUUGUAUAGCACCUCUACUUUUAGGAGAGUACAGGCAUCUUAGGGCACGUGGAGACUGCAUUUAUUUAUUUAUUUAUUCAUUUGUUUAUUAGAUAUUAUUUAUUAUAAUGAUCUUGCUUGGUCUAUAAACACCAUACACUGUGCUGUGUUUUACCUUUCUGUGUUUUUCUUAUUUGCUCCUGUAAAGCUGCUUUGGAACAAUGCACAUUGUGAAAAGCGCUAUAUAAAUAAAAUUGAAUUGAAUUGAAUUGAAUUAUAGUAACAUUAUUUUCAACAGGAAAGUUGCAUUGAGUCUCUGAUUUAAAGCUGUCAACCCUCCCCAAUGCCUUCUGACCACAGUUCGUCCACAAUGCGAGCGAAUGACGAAGGUAGCGCUGAUGCUAUCUUCUGAUUUAUGCUUUCAAACUUGUAACGGUGAAUUAAUAAGUCAUUGGAAUGCACCGAGCAGCCAGCGUAUUCAAAUGCAAUGGCUCGUGUUGCGCCGUGUCCUGCGUCAGAGCUUCAUGAAUGACUCCUGAUACGAUACUGUGAACAUUUUAUCUCUUCUUCCUCAAUCAGUCCACAGAGAUGUUAUCUGCAAGCAGAAGGGUGGCGAG
Molecule: messenger RNA, 8056 nt
Organism: Triplophysa rosa
Lineage: Eukaryota; Metazoa; Chordata; Actinopteri; Cypriniformes; Nemacheilidae
Gene: papss1
Product: 3'-phosphoadenosine 5'-phosphosulfate synthase 1
Exons: 12
Coding region: 151-2025 (624 amino acids)
Biological process (GO): sulfate assimilation; 3'-phosphoadenosine 5'-phosphosulfate biosynthetic process
Molecular function (GO): ATP binding; sulfate adenylyltransferase (ATP) activity; adenylylsulfate kinase activity
Source: RefSeq, a predicted model, not a curated record